CUUUUCACCUCCAAGUUCGACAAUUGAAGUUAAUUCUACACCGUCAAGUGCUCCCGUACUAGCAUUGGAAAGGAAGACUGGGAUGGUUUUAUAGCGAGACUCAAAUCAAACCUGUCCAGCUUAUCAACUCGUGUUCGGCAAAUAUGUCGCGCGCCUCGAAACUCACCCUAGCGAGCACCUCGCUCUUUGCUGUUGGUACAGUUAUCAUGGUGCACUUCCAGCAGAAGGUUGAGAAAGAGGCCAUGCAUCAGGGUGUUGUGCGCGACAUGGAGCAGCAGCGGAUCAAGAAGGAGCGCCAGCUUGAUUUCGACAUGCAAAGGGCAUUGGAGGAAGAGUAUAAGAAGGGCCAGACUGUUCGAGACACUACAGACGAAAUACAAGCCAAAUCGUUACCAGAUCGGUAGUGUAAUGCUUGUAUCUCAUCGCAAUCCAAGUCUACUCCUCGUCGGAUAGCACUACGGUCUCCUACGGCGGUCACUAUGUCCCGUCUGGUCUGGCUUUACCUAAAUUUAGGGGCAUGACAUUUCGCGAAAUGGUAUGCUUAUUAGGUGCGUGAUAGGAAGACGAACUUAGUUGCUGGGAGUAAUAUGGUCCGAGGCAGAUUGCAUUUCUACUAACAUAAGGAUUAAUAGGCGAAGAGCUUAGUUUCAACAUUCUUGCUAUCAAUGCCAACACUCUCCUCUUCAACUAAGUCCUAGGAACUAGCCCUACGAGGCAACAUGCUACUCUACCAGCCGUAACAAUAUAUUAAUAUAUUAAAUUUGAAUCUAUUUUUCAGGACAACACGGUCGAUGUUAACUUAAAGGCAUAGCUAACAUUGACCAUCGCAUUGACUUUCUAAUGCACAGUAUGACCUUUGAAAAUCUCCUCGUAUAAGUCUUAGGCUCAUAACGAACCAACCAACCGUAGUUCGGAUAUGGUACGACGAAAAGCAUCAGUUCCGCGCGACCAAUAGGAUGAGCUAUAACUUACCACGGCUCCUGGUUAUCUACCCCCUGGAUUAUUGG
This is a messenger RNA of Daldinia loculata, 1007 nucleotides long. RefSeq lists its product as uncharacterized. The record is from RefSeq and is a predicted model, not a curated record. The transcript has 2 exons. Lineage: Eukaryota; Fungi; Ascomycota; Sordariomycetes; Xylariales; Hypoxylaceae. Bases 144 to 404 code for a protein of 86 amino acids. Gene Ontology annotation, cellular component: mitochondrion. Gene Ontology annotation, biological process: mitochondrial respiratory chain complex IV assembly.